This is a messenger RNA of Pocillopora meandrina, 1621 nucleotides long. The record is from the annotation of a GenBank genome assembly. Lineage: Eukaryota; Metazoa; Cnidaria; Anthozoa; Scleractinia; Pocilloporidae.
AUUUCAGACAAACCAAGCUUGACUACCCUUCCUUCGGAUCGAACUGUCUUAGAGGGUAACACGGCAACAUUCCACUGCGAGGCCACUGGAAAUCCAGCACCAAAGAUAACAUGGAUGAAAGAUGGGAAAACUGUGUCUCAAAAACAAACAUUAAAUAUUGAAACCCACAGAAAUGAUUCUGGAAAGUACUGGUGUCUAGCAGAGAACGGAUUAAAUUCCACUGUUAAUGCUAGUGCUAUGCUUGAUGUUCAAUGUAAGAAAUGACUCUUAAUAUUUUCAAUGAAAGUCAGAAUAAGAGAGUUAAUUAACGGGUUCUAUAGUCUCUACACACAUCAUUCAGGCCUCAUACCAACAGGUAAGAUUUAAAAGUCUUGUAACCACGAUCGUCGUCCAAUAUUCGAGCGACUGCCAAAAAUCCAAACCCAAAGUAGUUGUAACGACCAAUAAAAUGUCUGCAAAAUAUCACAAGAAGAAAAUUAAAAAACCCAAAAUUAAAACACGUAAUUGGCUUCAGUCGUGGCGAAAGUACAAGUGACGUACUCGAAAUUGGUUUCAUCUUUUUGGCUUAGAGCUCAACAAGUUUUCUUGAAUAGUCCAAUGUGAGAUAAAAAGAACCAUACACACUAAGAAAAAAUUGGUCAAGCCGAUCCCCGCUCACUCAAAAAAAGGAGAAAGGAUAAGAAAAAAAUCCCAAAUAGAGACUAAAAGAUCACCUCGACUUAGCGGCUUGCUAGCGAUCCGGGGAUUGAUUUAACUGUGACAAUGAUUUCCACAGUACACCAUGCAGACCACAGUACACCAGGCAGACCUACGAAAAUUGACAAUUUGCUUUUCUUGUAGUUCCGCCAAGUUUAAAAACCACUCCAAUCAACCAGACUGUCAUGGAGGGCGCCUCGGCAACAUUUUACUGCACCGCCACCGGAAACCCAGCUCCAGAGAUAACAUGGACAGUAGAUGGGAUGAAGGUUGGAUCCGGAGAUACGCUGAGCUUUGAAACUAAUAGGAAUCACACUGGGAAAUACUGGUGCUCAGUGGAGAAUGGAUUAGAUGUUGUCAACGCCAGUGCUGAUCUCGAUGUUUUGUGUAAGUAAAUUGCUAAACUAUGAAGAAAAUCACGAAUAAAGCUCCUGAGACUUUUGGUAAGAACAGAAAAACUGCCCGAGAAAGACAUGGACGUUUGCAUCUAAUUGGUUCAGAAGGUGCUGCGUGUUUCCUGGUCCAAUCGCAAAGUAAAGUAAUGUAAAACCAGUACAAUCCAGGAUAACCUUUGAGUUUCAAUCAAGCAUUGUUUUAGGCUCAUGGUAAAGAAGGCCAAUUACACAUUGGCUACAUAGUACUUACCUUUAAUUAUACCUUUUUCGGUCCAGAUAAACCAAGUUUGAUCACUAAUCCGACAAACCAGACCGUCCUGGAGGGUACCUCAGCGACAUUCCGCUGUGUGGCUGAUGGAAAUCCAAUCCCACAAAUAACAUGGAAGAAAGAUGGGAAGACUGUGUCCCAAGGAGACACACUGAACUUUGAAACAAACAGAACUCAAUCUGGCGAAUAUUUUUGUUUGGCAGAGAAUGGUUUAAAUUCUACUGCGAGCGCCAGCGCACAUCUAGAUGUUCAAUGUAAGUAG